UUUAAAGCUGAAAGGUAAAUUUAGAUCUCAGCCUUGUUUCCUUGUUGAAAUAUAGACUAUUUGACAAAAGAGCUCUGUAAUUUAAAACACCACAAUUCAACUCUAGAACUCCUUAAACGUAUACCAAAAUUCAACUCUACGAGCUACUUCACGUUGAUCAGGAGGUCUCUCUCUACCAGAUUCUAGUAUCAGACCUUUUGUGAUUAACGAAACGUUAACUCGGUUUGUUACGGUAUCUCCUUCCUUGUUAGUUUUGAAACGCUAUUUAUUUCUUUUGUCCUUUAGAUUAUUGCUUAACAGCCUAUUGUCUAUGCUUAGUUAAUGUUUAUCUACGUCACGGUUUAUUUUUGUCGAUUACUGUAAUUGGUGUGAAACUGUUAUGCAAUUUAUGUCAGUCAUUCGGUCAUAUUACGGGCUGGCUAGAAAAAAAGCACCAUUUUCGAUAGCUGACAAGAGGUGGUGCGCUCCGCUACUGUAGAAUUGUUUUGGUCUACUCCGCUACCCGAGCGUUUCAAGUACGCCAGGGGCUCUACCAAAGUAAGUUACCUAUAUUGUUUUACGCUCGAUUUAGUUUAUCAUUUCCUUUAUUAUUAGUCCAGUUUAUUUCAAAAAUAGGUCAUUGUGCUGUGUCAUCAUUUGUAAGUCGAUUGAUUACCUUCGUUUCGUUUUCUGUUACCUUCUAGUUCGAACACAUAAUUCUACCGCAUUUGCUAUCGCAAUCACACCAAGUAUUCAGCAACUAUACCUAGUUUAUCACUACCCGGCUAAGUUCCAUUUUUGUAUCUUAUAAAAUUAAACACUUUGGAUUGUUACACGUGGUGCUUGUGCGUUCGUUUUGGGGCUCUAUGUACCACAGGAGGCCCACACAAGCGGCUGUCUGGUCGUUUGUUUGAAAUAUAAAGAAAUGUAUGGGAAAAUAUUGAAGAGUCGUAAUAUCGUAAACUUAUAUCGAGGAAUGUCUAUGUUAGGCUCAAAAUAAAUUUAAACCUACCUCAAUAUCUACUUAGAACGAAAUUGCACCGACUUUGGGAAAGAGUAAGUUACCAUUUUCUAACAGCCGGUGUUGCAUCUCUUUUUAGUUAUCUUAGUUCUGAUUUAAAGUUUAUUUUUCACAUUUUUCAACGCGACUUGUCCAUAAUUAAUGUCGGUAUCCUUAUUAAUUGCUGGCACGUUUGUGUUUCAUUUAAUACGGUUGUGGUUUUCAAUGUGAAAGAUGUGAUGACUGAAAAUAUGACCUUUACAUAUGAUGCUCUUGUCAUAUGUUUGCCGCGACGUGUUUGUAUCCAUCGGUUUAUUCUAAGUACUAGUGUUUUGAGAUCAUUUCCGGUUACCUGUAGUUUUUCCGGGAACUGCUGAAUAUGUAAAUACACAGGAAAAUUCGUAUCAGUUCCGAGAAAAUGGACGAUUCCUUGAAUCGCAAGAGUUUGAAAAAUUUCUCUUCGUCACAAACGUAGUUGCACAAAUAUGAUAUCGUUUGGGCAUUUGGGUCGUGAAAACUCAGACCAACGUUUCUUCAAUAAGAUUCAGGUACACAGUUGGUGAGUGUAUUCGUAACGCAGCCAGUGGAUAAGGUAAACAAAUUUAAUCAGGUGAUUGAUAAUUCUUCUCAGAAAAGCAAUAUUUUAAAUUUUCCGAGAAUUGGCUUUUGUGACGUAAGAGUCUAUGCAGUUCUACCUUACCGUGACGAAAUUUAAAUCCACAGAUAUGUAUAAAUCUCUGAUCUCCCAAGAGUUUUCGUCUCUAUUUUGAAGCACCGAGCAAAGAUAGUUAUUUUAUGCAGUAAAGUGCGAUCGAUGAAUUCCAAUUAGCAAAAACAAUCUGGGAAACUAAGAUUAACAUUUCGUCAUGCCUCGUGGUAAAAGACGCAAAAAUAAAGAGAAAGAGAGAAGCGUGAACUCACCGCAGCGACCAGGAGAUGUGGUACCACUUCAGGCGGACACACCUACAACCUUGGUAAAUAUACAUCAAAACAGCUCUCAAGAUAUCCAGCAUAGAGUGAUGGCCAUGAUGGAAAGAGCAAUGUUUUUCCUUUUUUGGGGAAAUCAUGAGUUAUCUUUUAAAGAAAGUGAGGCAGCUCUAAAUCUGAGCAAAGAGGAAGGUUUCCAAGACGGAAUUUGUCGUGCCACCUUGCUAAUGUUAAUCACCCUCGAGAGAAAAGGUGAUAUUACAGCGGCUUUUCUGCUUGCUGUGUCCUUAAAGGCGACGCAUUUCGAGGUUGCAAAGCCUCACGUUAGAAGACUAAGAGAAAUUUUAAAAAGAAGUAUCAGCCAGAGCUUUAAACUAGCAAAGGACUUAAGGAUUGAUCUUAUGUCCUCUGGAAUCGCACUUUUCAAAAAUGGCGCAUUUAGGGAAGCUGUUGAACAUUUCAUUGAAGUUGUUCGCGUUUUCAGUGUGUUCAAUCGUGAUCCUCAUUUUUAUCUAGCCAGAUGUCAACUUGAAUUGGGUGAGAGCUUCAAAGCGAAGGAAAACUGCCAGAAAGUAUUACAACAUCACCCUGAUGAUGACGAGGCAAGAAACCUUAUGGAAAGCAUUGAUGCCACUAUCCCAAAACAGAAUAAAGAUCAGAAGGGCACAAAAAAGAAAAAAUCAACGUUAACAGCGGUAUCUGACGCUCCAUCGCCUGUUAAAGUUGUUCCAGAUAAGAAACCGGCUAUGAACAGAAGACAAAAAAAGUGUGAAGAACAUCGCCGAAUGAAAGAAGUGGAGGAAAUUGGCAUUGAAAUCAAGCAUAUAAUAGAAAUAGAUAGUGAAAGUAAAGGACAGAAGCAAGACGGGAAAGAGAGUGCCUUGGAUGAAGAAAAACUACUUCCCUCGUACGAUGUAAAAUCAGCUAUGGAAGCGACAAGUUUUAAAAGAAUCAGUAGUGAUGAAAAGCCUAAUCUUCAGGCUGCCAUUGCAUCAGGCGCAAGACCAAAACAGCGAAAAGUCAGCGAAAGAUCUAGAACGUCCAAGGUUGCCACUGCUGAAGGCGAUAAAGGUCGUAAAAAGAACCCCAAGGCCAUGAUACAUCAAGAGUCCUCAAAAGGCCAGAACACGAGCUCAGCCGUCGGCGCCAUCGGGCAUUGCAAAGACUGGAACUUAAACAUUUACCGAGGACAAAAGCAGAAGGAGGAAGGGCAGGUAAAUGAAAGCCAAUGGAAAGCGACGAAAGCCAGGCAGACAUCCAGAAAAGACUGCUCAACUCAAGGUCGUGCUAAAGCAGCAAUAGUAAGUACCCUCUCCACCAAAGCUAAUUCAGAAACAUCUGUCGUAACGAAACCCUCAAAAUCUCAAUGGGAACGUCUUGAGGAAAUUUCUCCUUUGCAAAUUCAUCGUGCCUUACAGUUCGGAAAGGCUUCGGAAGAAGGGCCUCUGACAGCAAAGACAGAGAGUACAGAAAAAGCAGCUCAAAGCGUUACCCCUGACACAUUGUGUAACAAUAGAUCAGGUCAGUCGACAAAGAUGCUUCCAGAGGGUGUGUUUACCAUGUGCGCACACUUUCUGCAAGAUAAUAGAAGAGGGCGAGCCUUCCAGCGUCCGAAACUUUGUCUUAGGUGUUCAAAGGAUUCGUCAAAACAUUUCUACGGAGUUUGGAGAAGUUCCAAAAAAGAAUGGCAAGUAAUGAGACCUUAUCCAAAUGAGGUGAGCUCGAAAACUCCUUUCCGACCAUGUUGGUACUUCAUUGAGGGCCUUAAGUGUCGAAACGAUCCUUGUACUUUUGCCCAUGGCCAGAAGGAGCUACAGUUUUGGACUAUGGAAAGAAAAUCAGACCAAGUCUCCUUUCGAAAGACCUCUAUGGUUCAAAAGACGCAAAGCAAAGAUUAUCUCGCAAACUUGGCUAACCCUCGGGAACGACUUGAGGAAUCGUCCAUCAUUCCUAGUCACCCAAGACCUCCUCCAACAAAAGUUUACCCAGGGAAAUUUCAAUUGUGUAAAUGGUGGAGUUCUGGUGAGCGGUGUAGAUAUGGAAAAUUUUGUACCUAUGCUCACGGAGAAGAAGAACUGAAGUCAUGGAUGGAAUACAAUGAUGAGGGCCAGGAAAAUGAAAGUGACGAGGAACAAACCACGGAGAAAGCAGAAAGGGAUGAAGCCAUACCAAGAAGCGAGAUGGUUUAUAGCCUCCCUGGUGUCACAGUCUCUUGCAAUAAUGACCCAGUGGUGAAGAUCGUACUACCUGAUGAUGAUGACGGCGCCAGCUGUAAACUUUACUGGAUAUUUUCUGUCACAUUUGAGAUAAGUGAAGUUGGAAAGUUGCGCGAAAUUGACCUCCUUCAUCGCUAUCACGAGUACUAUCGGCUAACUGAGGUUAAAGGUUUUGUAAACAACGAAUGCAUUUUCCAUGAGUUGCCUAAACAGCGUUGGUCUUACUCCAUUCCUUGCGAUUCUGAUGAGAGAGAGGGCCGUAUGGAAGUAGUCAUCACCGUCUCCUUCAAUACCACAAAGCUCAAUCAGACGUUUACACAGUGCCUCAGUUUUGACUUUGGGAAAAAACCGUACUUAUUACAAGGUUUAAACGUGGACAUAGCAAAAAGGGAUGCCCUGAGGGGAAUCUCAGAGAUACGACAGCAACUCAGGCUGGAUCCCAUUGUGUGGACAGAAGGGUCAAUAGACAUCGUACCUUGGCCAAAGACUACUGACACGGGGGAUCAUAAUGUGCUGUUGCUGGAGAAAUACCGACUGCCGGAGAGAAUUGAGAAUGUCAUUUCGUUGCAAAUAGUCGAAAGAGGCCUUACCAUGGAAAACUACAAACGAGUAAUGCAUCAACUGUUGUUCACGGAGGAGCUUUUCAGGAAAAAGGCUAUUUCAAGCUACGCUCUUGAUAAUGUGAUUUUGCAAUGCAAAAGUAGUGUCUCUGACGGAAGAUCUGGAUUUAUAUAUGCUGAAAAGGGCGAGGUUUUUGGCAUUGUGAGUUUCCAGGAGCAUGGAUUCCAUCAACUAGAAGGCUGUGCGAGAAGGCUCCUUACCAGAAAUGUGCAAUAUUCCUGGCUUAAACCAAGAAAUAGCGAUUCAAAGAAAGUGUACGAGGUGAAGGUAGAACAUGUCGAGUUCCAAUCAGGGCUUUUAAUCCUGAAACUUUCUCCUCGAGUUUGCUCUGAACUGUUCCUAAAAGAAGAUUCCUGUGUAUCAGUUGAUGUUCAAUUACAGCUCAAUCGGCAAACCCUCUGCGAAUGGCAUGGCACAAUCGAUAAACUGGGUCCCGUCCAUCUCAAUUUGUUGUUUCCAGACAGGAAUACAGCUAAAGUCAGUCGACGGGAGGAUAUUCAUUUACAAAACUGGCUUCCUUUGGACUCCAAACUCAAUGACAAUCAAAAAGAUGUGAUAAAGCGCAUUUUAUCACCUGGAAAUUCAUCGCCACCGAUAGUUGUCUUCGGACCAUUCGGUACCGGAAAGACAUUCACCCUAAAUCAAGCAAUCCGUCAGUUGGUGACAAGGAGAAGCAACCACAUCCUCCUGUGUACGCAUACAAACAGUGCCGCGAAUAUACAUGUUGAACUGUUACACGAGUACUUAACAAAACAAAAAGGACUUAAAGCAACCAAGCCUUUAAGGAUUUAUCACACGGAGAGAAGACUGAACGCUGAUUCAGAAAUUGCUAAAAAGUAUUGCCUAAUCGAAAACGGCGCCUACAUACUUCCCACAAGAGAACAGGUUAUGAGACAUCGUGUAAUAAUCACCACAUUGGCUGUAUCAAGGAAUCUGCUUGAGCUACAUCUAAACCAUGGCUUCUUUACACACAUUUUGAUCGAUGAGGCUGCCCAAGCCAUGGAACCCGAGGCACUCAUACCACUCGCGCUAGCCGGACCAAACACUAAAGUUGUUUUUACCGGAGAUCAUAUGCAGAUUAGUCCAGAGGUGUACUCACCUUAUGCUCGAGAAUGGGGUCUGCAAAAGUCGUUGCCAGAGCGAUUGUUUGAUGUUAUGUACAAAGAAAAACCAGAGAGGAACAACGAGAUAAUGUUUCUGACCGAGAAUUACCGUUGUCACUCGGAAAUAUUACAAUUUUCGUCGUAUAACUUCUACGGAGAAGGGCUGAAAGCCAGCAGCGAACAACCUCCACACCCAAGGUUACAGCCACUGUUGUUCUUUUCUGUUUACGGUAUGGAAGAAGCCAGAGAAAAUUCGUACAUCAACGAAACGGAAGUUAAAGAAGUUGUAAAGAGGGUCAAGGAGCUUGCAGAUGAUUGGCCAAUAGAGUGGAAAUAUAAGGAUCUUUCUCGGAUUGGAGUCAUAUCUGCUUAUACGAGGCAGGUGCGAGCAAUUCGAACUCUCCUAAGGAAAGAAAGCAAGGAACUGGCAAAUGUAACAGUGGAAAGUAUAUACAACGUCCAAGGAAAGGAAUUUCGCGCCUUAUUCAUAAGCACUGUUCGCACAUCCCUCACCUACCCAAAGCUCCACAGUCCCGGGGAUAAAACUCAGCAACUUUACUGGGAAUUCUUUUCGGACCCUAAACUCUUGAACACGGCUAUAACCAGAGCGAUGUCCUUAGUAGCCGUCAUUGGAGAUGCUGUUUCGCUGUGCAGUGUUGGUGAGUGUAGAGGAAACUGGAGAGACUACAUCAGACGAUGUGAUCAACUAGGAUCUCUGUGUGGAGCAACAUAUAGAGAAAUAAGGAAAGUGUUAGAUGCCCCUCUCCUCAACAUUACUUUAAACCCUGCAGCAGCAGUGUUCGUUCCAAGUGCCAACAGCGAACUCAAACCUCCUAAGGAAGAGAAUGAAAAGAAUACUGUGGGGUUGCAAGAUGAAAAUGCGAUGGAAACGAGCCUGGAUAAUCAUAUUACUAUGUCAGAGUUUGAAAGAUCUAGCGCGCAGGUAGAUUUUGGACCAGGAAGGAUUACGGCUGAAGAAGGAGAGGAGGAACAGCAAGCAACACAACAACCCUGUGUGGACGCUAUGCAAGGUGAUUCGUCUUCACAACAAGAUGAACUUUUGGUGAUUUCAGAAGUCCGAAAAACCGCGAAGCUUGAGAACGAUGAAAGUAGCAUCGACCAGGGUACUUUGGAAGAUUUUGAAGACUUUCGUCGAGAGAGUUUUGAAGAUGAAACGGUCUUUUCGCGGUACUUUGACGAGAUAAUACAGGCACUUGUACAAAAGUGCAGAGAAACUGAGACGAGAGCACUCGAAAAUUCAAUACAGAAUGAAGAAUUUCCUUCUUUGCAGGAUGCUGCAACUCUGCAACCAAAGAGAUCUCAAGCGAUGGAUCAUCAGGACAAACCUAGCUAUCAAAUGAAGUUAACUUUUUCUGGCCUUUCUUCUGAAGACUACCAAAUCUAUUUCGACUCUAAAGGAAGGCAAAAGGCUCGCCUGGUAAAUCCUGGAUUUCAUCAGAAAAAAUCUGAACGACUGAAACGACUUACCAGACCAGUUAAGCAGGAUUAUUUCCUCGAUGCAGAAGUUCUUUUGAAUUUAGUGAGUGAUCAACCUCUCACUUACCUUGUUUCUACACUUCGUCUUGAUUCUGAGGCUUUUCACAAUGCUUAUGCUAUGGUAUCAGACACAAAAACCCCCGACAUCAAAAUCAAGGGAAGAGUUAAGAGAGUGUUCGACAUGGAUUAUGUUGUUGUGAAAGUUGAAGAAAAGCAGUCCGUUGAUGAACUUCCCAGCCGCCUAGGAAAAAUCGAGGGUGUGCUUCACCACAUAAUCAGCCCUCACGAACGUCAGUUUGUCUGCAAGGUUGAUUAUGAGAAUCCUGACCUAAUGCGUCCAAUCAAUAAGUCCAUUCCUAGAAUUGUAAUACUGUCAGCAGAAGGUGUGAGAGGUGUACCCCUCUACAAGGAAAUGCGCGAGGGUAAUGAGAGGAAAGUCAAAGUUGACGAGAUGGACCACAAAGAAUUCCUUAGUGGGAAAUAUUUGUUGCUCGUACAGUAUCUACAAUGGAGACAAGAUUGCACUAACCCUUUAGGCAUCCUUAUUCGAAAACUACCACAACGGUACACUUUGAAGACUAGCAUGGAGAUUUUGUUUGCAGAGCAUGGAAUUAGAAAGUCAUUCAACAAGAGCUGUAUGGAAGAAGUGUCGAGGAGGUUUCCAUCUUCUUGGUCAAUCCCAGGACAGGAACGGGAGAGGCGAUCAAAUAUGGUAAUUGAUGGCGCGUUUACUAUUGAUCCUGAAAACUCCAAGGAUCUUGAUGAUGCACUCUCCUUGGAAUUCCUCUCAGAUUCCCUCUAUCGGAUUGGAAUUCAUAUAGCAGAUGUAAGUUAUUUUGUGAAGCCUGGGAGCUCUUUGGAUAAAGAGGCACUCUUUCGUUGUACAUCCUACUACCCAGGAGGCGACUACCAAAGUGUUCCAAUGCUACCAUGUGAGCUCAGUGAGAAUCAUUGCAGCCUUCUUCCUGGUAAAGAUAGAUUAUGUUUAUCAGUGUUUCUUGACAUGUCAGCAGAUGGAGAACUGGUGGGUCGGCCACAAAUAGAACGCACAAUUGUAAGGUCCACUUGUCAGCUCACUUACUCUCAUGCCCAAAAGAUCAUUGAUGGUCAACAAAGCUUAGACCUGCAAAUACCGAAAAAAGUUGAAAGGGAUAUUCGGACCUUAAGUGCCCUUGCACAAAAAAGAAGAAAGCUGAGGCUUAGGGAAGCUAGCUUUGAUCAUUGGUCCAACAGCAAUGAACCAGAUGAUUAUGAAGCGCACGAGUUAGUGGAGGAGAUGAUGAUCUUGGUCAAUGAGAAAAUAGGAGAACUUAUUUCUUCCCAAGCUCCAGAAUUAGCAUCCUUACGCAUUCAACUGCCACCCAAAGAUCACAGAUUAAAGGAAUGGGUUAAGAAGAAUGGACAAGUUAUCAAGUAUUCUAUGUUCCUUCGUGGCUUUUAUUCGGAUCUAGAGUUGGAGCAGAUGACGAAAGAUGCUCAAAUAAGAGACGUCGCGGAUUUCAAAGUUCCACAUUCAGUUUGGUCAAAUGUCUGCAACGCUGCAGAAUUUGGAGACAUAACGGAGCUAAAGCGACUGAUUUGCAACGAAAGCAAUUUUCCUCAGUUGGCUGUGGCAAAGUCAGAGUUUCAACGUAUUCAGCAGAAGGCUCAAUACGUUUGUGAGAAAGAUCAACCAGGCGAAAACAUUUUCCACUUUUCCCUGAGGAAGCGCAAGUAUACGCAUUUCACGUCACCCAUUCGACGGUACAUCGACAUCCAAGUACACAGGCUCGUUUUGAAUUUAAUCUCCAAAGAUCACGGUGCAGAACGACCUUCAAAGGAUCGGAUUGCACAUGCGUGUCGUCGUUCUACUUUUUCUCAGGUGAACUCCAGGAAGUUUGACAGAGCAUGCGGUAGAGGUCAUCUGGCUGAGAAGCUGAAGAAAGCAAGCCGCGAAACAAAAGCAAUUAUUGCCAUGAUCGAGGACAAGAGAAUGAGACUCGAAAUAACAGGCCGAGAAUGCCAGCAUGUGCCAAAGAAAGAGACUGUGCUUAAAUUUAGCAGCCUUAAUCCAUUCGAAUUCUCUAUCAAUCCGGAUAGUUCAGAAAUAUUUCUUACGUGGAAAUUAAGGCUAUACAUUGCUCCGAAAGUGAACGAUAAUGGAAAUGUUGAGAUCCUCGAAAAAGAAAGAGAGAAAGUACUUCUUCUUUUAUCUGGUGGAUAUAAUGGAACGAGGGGAGUCCUAAACUUACCCGUGAAAAAUUGGCAGAAACUCGUGAAGGCAGCUCAAGGGAGUGAUUACGUAAAAGCAAAAAUCUUGACUGAAGAAAUUGAAGCAGAGCGCCAAGAGGUUUUCGGGAACCAACAAAACCUGGGCAAAAGGGAAAAAUGUGAUCCAAGGAUGGAACACUUUUAUGAAAAGCAAGUAUCUCUGAGGACGUUUGAUGUAGUGCAGGUUCAGCUGAGUGCACUCAUGACAAAUGGAAUGUUACACCCCCAAAUUCAGCUUUUCAAGAUCAGUGCCAACGUCCAUAUUUGCAUCGAGCAUCGCAAACAUCCAAGAAUGUGCUUUGCGACCACAACGAGAUACAGAGCAUCUCAGAGGGAAUACUCGAGUUUAGAUCGGUACAUCGCCGCGUGGGAACCUGUUCUUGCCAUGGAAGCCGCUACGGUAGCUGUAGACGAAGCUAACGAGUUCACCAUUUACGAUUUAGACGUCCUUUGGAGGGAAGAGGUCAAGGAAAUGCCACGAGGUUCUUUUAGCCUCAAAAACGAGUACUGCACAACUCGUCAAAUCGAGUUCCACCCAGGGGAUUUUGUCUGUAUCCGCGUCCGAGAUGACACUCACAUUAAGAAUUCGAAAACACAUUCUUUUUCCAGUGACAUAGGGAAAUAUCAGAAGAUGGAUUCCGCUGUUGAAGAGCAACCUGGCUUCACGAAUGCAUGCGCUACGUCAUCCAUGAAAGGAAACUCAGUAGCCUCAUCGAGUAUUUGGGUGGGACAGUGCGUUGUCAAACAUGUUGAAAAGUCCAAUGGGCCCAUUUGGAAGGUUGAAAUGGAUUUUCAUCAAUCAGCAUCAGAUUUUCCGAAAGAGCUGUUGGAUAACAACCAUCUGAGUACAUUAAGCGUCAUCCACAGAUCCCUUCCUCACAGACGGAUGUUCGCAGCUCUCGAAGAGCUAAAAAAUGCGUCCAAACUAACUCACGACAUAUGUAUGGGGAAGGAGCGAAUUGAAGGGAGGUUUAAUGUUGAGUCUUGGCUUCCACCUAACCACUCAAUUGUGACAGAGCAUCCCGAGUGCAGAUUUAACCCACUGAAUAGGUACCAACAAGCCGCUGUUAAAGAAGCACUUGUUAAGCCAUUUACCCUAAUCCAAGGACCUCCAGGUACGGGUAAAACGGUAACAGGCGUCCACAUCGCCUUCUGGUUCGCGAAACAAAACAAGCAAGGGUAUCGAUGUCUCAGUUCUCAGGAUGCUAUUGAUCCUGAUAAUCCAGACAAACCGGGAGCACCCCCGCAAGUUAUUUACUGUGGUCCAUCUAACAGAUCAGUAGACGUUGUUGCUGAAUAUAUGAUCAGAAUUCCUGACCUCAAGAUCAUUCGUGUCUAUGGUGACCUGAGGGAACAAGCAGAGUUUCCAAUCCCUAACCAAAGUCAGUAUCUUAAGCAGUCCAGUGAUGAUGGAACCGAAAUACCUGAGAAACUGAAAAACGUUUCGCUACAUCACAUUAUUCGAAAACAUCCCUGUCCAUAUGCCGAUCUACUUAGAAUGUAUGAACAGAAGUUUGAGGAUAAUAGGAAGGAAAAGCAGAGAACCAGCGAUCAAGAUGUAGAAACAUAUUGCAAGUUGAUUGGAAAAGCUGAGGUUUGGGCACUUCAAUCAUCAGGAGCCCAGAUUAUCCUGUGCACCUGCUCAGUUGCUGGUAACCGUAGGAUGGUAGCUUCCUGUGAUAACACCCAACAAUGUAUCAUUGAUGAAUGCGGCAUGUGCAUGGAACUUGAAUCUCUCGUGCCAAUCACUUUCUCAAGAGCAAAGCAAGUGGUUUUGAUCGGAGAUCAUAAACAGUUACAGCCCAUCGUUAAAGACCAACAGGCAAUGACCCUUGGCUUGAACAUAUCAAUGUUCGAGAGGCUUUCUGACCGAGCCCAAAUGCUGGAAAUUCACUACAGAAUGCAAAAAGAUAUUUGCAGUUUUCCUUCAAACUAUUUUUACGAAGGAAAGUUAAAAACAGACGAAUCUGUACCGACUAAUGACCCAAAAUUGCCGCAGUCUUUUUGGCCUGAUCCAAGUGUUCCACUGGCAUUUUGCCACGUCGAGGGCGAAGAGGAAAGUACCCCUAUCAAGACAACACAUAGCGGUGAGGACUCAAAGUCAAAUCAGAAAGAAGUCCGAAAAGUGGUCCACGUUGCCAGAUGCUUGGUUUUCAAGAAUGGUGUGUCCCCGUCAGAUGUCGUUAUCUUAUCGCCUUACAGAGAACAACGCGAAAGAAUAAGCAAGGCAUUGGAAGGAAAUAUAAUAUCCAAAAAGAUUCUCGUCACAACCAUCACAAAAAGCCAAGGAAGUGAAUGGGACUAUGUGAUCUUAUCUCUGGUGCGCUCGCUGAAUAAAGACGAUCUCGAACCAGAUCCUUCUCUGCAUUGGUUACGUGAACAUUUGGGGUUUUUGACGGAUGAGCAUCAAAUGAACGUGGGGCUCACGAGAGCACGUAAAGGGCUCUGCAUCAUUGGUAACAAGAACCUACUAAUGCACCAUCCCAUGUGGGAAAAGUUGAUAGAUUUCUACGUAAAGAAAAAGUGCAUCGUAAAUGAAUCUGCCUGGCCUAAAAGCUGAAGCUACGUUAAUCUGACAAUUACUCAAUUCUAAACCGCACUUUCCGGUCCUUAGGGAACAAGGGGUUUUGUAUGAGAAACGUUUCAACAUCUGUUCGGUUCAGGGAAGUUAAGGGUGUGCAGAUCACAACAUAGAUGAUUCAAAGCAUUGACAAUAAAGAAUAAGAGGGAGAUUAAUCCAGGCAGUAAGGUUAAUCUAUUCGAGAAUUUAUUAGAAAUCAGUUAGACAGAGAGUUAAAAAAAGGAAUGCUUUCACUGUAUUUUUUAUUUGCGUUAGGCCAUAACUAAUAAGUAAAUAUGCACGCAUAUAUAUUUUUUUUAGGUUUUCAAAAAUAAAACGGACGAGAAUUCGGUCUAGUGAUGAUUGAUUGUUAAUAUCUAGUCAGGGUUCACUGAAAUUGCAUAAAUGUUUUCACAAUGCCACGAUUAUAAGCUUAUAGUGCGCUGUCUGGUCGAGUGGUCAGGGCAAACGCGGUGCUGCACUAAUCACCUUCUCCUGGAUUUUCCUAGAUUCACUUAUCUUGAGAUAAACACUUUAGGCACACUUGUAAUUGCUAGUUCGAUAAUUAAAAUCAUAUCUUUGAUUCAAUA
Messenger RNA from Stylophora pistillata, 12743 nucleotides. RefSeq names its product 3'-5' exoribonuclease HELZ2. The record is from RefSeq and is a predicted model, not a curated record. Gene Ontology annotation, molecular function: protein binding; RNA nuclease activity; 5'-3' DNA helicase activity. Lineage: Eukaryota; Metazoa; Cnidaria; Anthozoa; Scleractinia; Pocilloporidae.